UGUGUGUGUGUGUGCGUGAUGAGUGUGAGAGAGCGAGAAAGAGAGAGACUCCUCUUGAUCCUCACGUCCCUUCUUUCCUUUAGGCGGGACUGACGUGGACUGUCAGGACCCCCCAAUGCACAAGGAGGAAUUCUAAAGCGGUUUGCGACCCCCGUUGGAAAAGAUCACUCAGCGUUUAUGGCCUAUUGAUCAGGUGACUCCAUCCUUCUCCCCCUCCCCGUCAUCAUCAUUAUCAUCCUCGUCAUCAGCAUCAAUGCGAUGAUGAGGAGAAUAGAUUGAGGGCUGGGUCGUGAGGAUCAAAUGUGUUCAAAACGGCUGAUGCUACUGCUCUGUUGCCGAGUAUCACACACCUGACCUGACUCGUUUUUGGUGCUGUCGCCACACUCGCAACUCAAAACACUUGUAUCUCAAAUCAUCCUUCGCAAACGAAAACAAAUGUACCAGCUUGAAAAAAAAUUCAAUGAGGAAAAACAGCACCCUCUACUUCAUAAAAACAGCAUAAUGACAUUUAAAUAGAAUUGAACAGUUUGUGCAUCAUGAUUGUGUCUGUAUCACCCGUCACAUGUGUGCUCACAUUGCGGAAAGCGUUUUUAAGUCAACAUAGUUUGCGUGUAAGUCUCUCUUUUUUUUUUAGCUUUAGUGUAAACUUCAGCCGGAAGCGUCAUGAAACAGUUACAAGGCUCUUUUUGGAUCAAUUUGUGCAGCUUGUUGUUGAAUUGAAGUUCACUGCCACUGUGAAGCGUUUGUAAUUCCAGUUUGCGCUUGCAAGUCCAACCAAAAAAAAAAAAAAAAACCACACCAAAAAAUGUCAGUCCUGCCUUUUGUCAACAUUCAUGCAGAGUUGCCUGAAAAUGAAGGAGAAGGCACUUUAUAGUCCCUAACGACGAUCCUGGCAAUACCUGGGAUGCUUCUGACGCAAAAAAGGGUUCAAGGACUUCUCAUUGUGGCGAACCUUUGCAUGUUACCAUGAUCUUGGGCCUGAAAGUUCAACACAAGGAAUCAGCAGGUGCUUUUACUUUGACAGAGGUUCGAGCCAAAAUGGAGUCUCGCAUGUCCUUUUCCUGUUUCAUCAUGCAGGACCUGAACAAGGAAGCGCUCGUUUUCAAACGCCGUUUACAUUUCUCAGGCCCGCCGCCUUUUGAUUCUGCUACCCUGUGGCACGAGAAAUGCUGACUCAUGUGUGAGGCUGACCAGGUGACACACGGAAGCAGUUCCCAGUAGUGGCCAGUGGGCAUGGUUUUGGAGGGUAGCUCCGAGGCGCUGUGUCCCCCCCCAUCUCUGGAGCUGCGCCCAUCCUACAAGAGCCAGCCCUUGCCUCCCUUGGGCUCCAGCUCUCGGCUUCCGGACGGAGUCUUUCCCGAUGACCGGGAGCCUAUCACGUACGGCGAGCUCAUCGUCUUAGGGCACAAUGGCUCGCUGGCCUGUGGAGACAAGGGUCGCAGGAGGAGUCGCCUGGCCCUAUAUAAGAGACCAAAAGCCAACGGGGUUAAACCUGACGUCAUCCACAACAUCUCAACACCUCUUGUGUCCAAGGCACUCAGCAACAAAAGCCAGCACAGCAUCUCAUACACACUCUCUCGCAGCCACUCCGUCAUUGUGGAGUACACGCAUGACACAAACACGGACAUGUUUCAGAUCGGUCGCUCCACAGAGAGCAUGAUCGACUUUGUGGUGACGGACACAUCCGGCGCAGGCGGGGGCUGCGCCAGUGGGGAGGGCAGCGGAGGUCAGUCGGCGCAGAGCACCAUCUCCCGUUACGCCUGCCGCAUCAUGUGCGAGCGCAACGCCCCUUACACGGCCCGCAUAUACGCCGCCGGCUUUGACUCCUCGAAAAACAUUUUCCUGGGGGAGCGCGCCGCCAAGUGGAGGACAUCGGAUGGCCUGAUGGACGGCCUGACCACCAACGGCGUGCUGGUCUUGCACCCAGCCGGCGACUUUGUGUCCGAGCCGGCUCCAGGCGUCUGGAGGGAAAUCUCCGUCUGCGGCAACGUCUUCGCCCUGAGGGAGACGCGAUCGGCACAGCAGAGGGGAAAGUUGGUGGACAACGAGUCCAACACCCUCCAGGACGGCUCCCUGAUCGACCUAUGCGGGGCCACGUUGCUGUGGCGGACUCCCGGUGGCCUGCGCCGCACGCCCACCCUCAAGCAGCUGGAGUCCCUGCGCCAGGAGCUGAACGCCGCUCGGCCCCAAUGCCCCGUGGGCUUCAACACACUGGCCUUCCCCAGCCUGGCGCAGCGCGAGAUCGUGGACAAGAAGCAACCUUGGGUGUACGUCAACUGCGGCCACGUGCACGGCUACCACAACUGGGGCUACCGCAAGGAGAAGAGCCCUGCCGGGCCAGGAGGCACAGCCCCGGCCGCCACCGUCGAGAGGGAGUGCCCCAUGUGCAGGCGGGUGGGCCCCUACGUGCCGCUGUGGCUGGGUUGCGAGGGGGGCUUAUAUCUGGACGCCGGAGCGCCCACUCACGCCUUCUGUCCCUGCGGUCACGUUUGCUCCCAAAAGACGGCGGCGGGAUGGAGUCAGAUCCCGCUGCCGCACGGGACGCACGCCUUCCACGCCGCCUGCCCCUUCUGCGGGACCUGGUUGACAGGCGAGCGGGGCCACAUCAAACUUAUCUUCCAGGGCCCUGUCGACUGAAGACCACACAGUGGGGCCCUGGCAACGCUUUCUUUUGCUCCCUUACCACGCUCCUAACCCAAAUCACCUUUCCUCAUUAAAACGAAAGGAAAGACAAUUCAUCCAUUCCAGGCCCCCCUACCCCAAAACACCACAAUUCCUUUUUAACAUGCGUCAGCAGAAGGCCAGACAGAGACGUCACGUGGCACGUCAUGUGUGUUUAUGCAGAAUUUGUAAAUAAAUUGUGGUGACAUGAGCGUUA
Molecule: messenger RNA, 2878 nt
Organism: Hippocampus zosterae (dwarf seahorse)
Lineage: Eukaryota; Metazoa; Chordata; Actinopteri; Syngnathiformes; Syngnathidae
Gene: peli3
Product: pellino E3 ubiquitin protein ligase family member 3
Exons: 8
Coding region: 1234-2637 (467 amino acids)
Biological process (GO): protein K63-linked ubiquitination; regulation of Toll signaling pathway
Molecular function (GO): ubiquitin protein ligase activity; protein binding
Source: RefSeq, a predicted model, not a curated record